This is a messenger RNA of Triplophysa rosa, 4344 nucleotides long. RefSeq names its product FOS like 2, AP-1 transcription factor subunit (gene fosl2). The transcript is spliced from 4 exons. The record is from RefSeq and is a predicted model, not a curated record. Lineage: Eukaryota; Metazoa; Chordata; Actinopteri; Cypriniformes; Nemacheilidae. Gene Ontology annotation, molecular function: RNA polymerase II cis-regulatory region sequence-specific DNA binding; DNA-binding transcription factor activity, RNA polymerase II-specific. Gene Ontology annotation, biological process: regulation of transcription by RNA polymerase II. Gene Ontology annotation, cellular component: nucleus. The coding region runs from base 963 to 1970 and encodes 335 amino acids.
CUGCUUUCUAUUGCCAUCACCUCCACACGAUCUCGCGUGUUCUGUGCACUCGGGACAGCAGAGCAUGUGCCCACAGACCACCUCGUAAAAAUGAAAGGUGCGGAAAGAAGGGAGGGAAUCCCUGACGCGUCUUUACCAUGCCUUUACCAAGGAAACUCAUGCGCGUGUGCUCUGACGCAACUGCCCAUUUUUGGAAACAUGCGUCAAUGGUCGAAACCAAACGAGAAAUGGGGGUGGGCUUGAAAGCUAACAUGUCUAAAACAAACUGAAGAAUAUUAAGCCAAGUUUUCUUCGCUAAGUAUAAUGAGUGUGAGAUCUUUCUCUGUGAUAUCUGCAUUUGUUUUUCACUGCUUAUUAAAGUCGAACAUGAUAUAUAACAACGUACAUUUUCAAAAUCCCUAUUUAGGUGUGAGACGUGUUAGAGCUGUGACGAGUGGACUGUAGUUGGCGUUGAUAAGCGGAGCUGCGAUGUAGAGUAGUGCCAUUGAAGUGAGUCAUCUAACUGUGCGACCCGCAGAAGUAACACCGAACUUCACUUAGUCGCCAAAAUCAGUUCAACAAAGUCCAGAGCGGUACACUCAUCGUUGCCGUGAGUCACUGCUAUAGGGACAGAACUAAACCUGGGAGAGUUCACUGAAGAACAGUAGGUGCUUCACAGAUUUUUUCCCCCAUUUUUAUCUUGGAACAUCUCAGUGUCUAUAAUAAUUAUGUAUUAGUUUUGCAACAGGAGUAUCUAUUUUUUGGACUAUGUAAGAGACAAUUAAGGGCAUUGGCUUCUCUUAUAAUAGAAUAUUACUGUACUUGGACAUUACAUACAUCGUUCAUUAAAACGUAUUUUGGAUAUUGUUUUUAGAGUAGACAUAAAGGAACCUCUUUGCUUGGAAGUGCUUUUUUGCGACUGAAGAUACUCGUGUGGGAUUUCAUUGUCAACCUUCUGAAAUUUCCUCCUCUUUCCCUGGAUCAUGUACCAGGAUUACACCGGGACAUACGACACAUCAUCCCGCGGCAGCAGCAGCUCACCGGCGCAACCAGACACCAGCCCCAUCAUUGCCUCCACCUACCAGAAGUACAGAGUAGACAUGCCUGGCUCUAGCAGUGCCUUUAUUCCAACUAUUAAUGCCAUAACUACCAGUCAGGACCUGCAAUGGAUGGUUCAGCCCACAGUAAUCACCUCUAUGUCUAAUCCAUACUCCCGGCCUCACCCGUAUGGUCUGUCCAUGUCUAGUGGCCCAAGCCUCCUUGGUCAUACAGCCCUCACACGACCUGGGGUCAUCCGAUCCAUUGGCGAUGCCCGGGGACGACGCAAGAGAGAUGAGCAGCUCACUCCAGAGGAAGAGGAAAAACGAAGAGUUCGGCGAGAAAGAAACAAGCUAGCUGCAGCAAAAUGUCGAAACCGGAGAAGAGAACUGACUGAGAUGCUCCAAGGGGAGACAGAGAAGUUAGAAGGAGAAAAAGCUGACCUGCAAAAAGAAAUCGAGACACUCCAGAAGGAAAAGGACAAGUUAGAGUUUAUGUUGGUGGCCCACAACCCUGUAUGCAAGCUACCCCCUGUAGAACGACACCAGAGCUCUCACAGCCAGCAGUGUGCACCCCUUUCUGUCACCAUGCGCUCCAGCCUGGCUUCCCGAAGCCUAAUGAACAGCCUCAGUCCCGUGGUGGUGAAGCAGGAGCCUUUGGAGGAAGAUGAAGAAGAGGAGGGAAAAGUCCAGCAUUCAGUCAUCAAGCCAAUCUGCCUAAGCAGUGGCAUGUUUUGUUCUGAUGGAGACAGUCUCAACACACCUGUGGUGGCUGCCUCCACACCUGUAUCCACCCCCAGCAACCCCAGCCUCAUCUUCACUUACCCCAACAUACUGGAACCUGAGAGCCCUUCACCAUCAUCAGAGUCCUGCUCCAAAGCACACCGACGUAGCAGUAGCAGUGGCGAUCAGUCUUCAGAUUCCCUCAAUUCUCCUACCCUGUUGGCGCUUUGAAGGAAAACUUUCAGGAUCUCCCUAACACUUUCAGCUGGGAUUUGAAGCUCUAUGAAGCAUGAGAACACUCAAGGGCUAAUUUGCUCAUUCUAAUGUAUCUAAUGGGAGGAAUUUUAUGUGCAAAUUUCAUACACUAUUUCAACUAUGAAUAGUGGUGAGGUUUUUUACCGAACACGAAAUGAAAGCGGGAUUUGUAUCAGGAGGGAUUGUGUCAUUCAUCUUUAAAAAGACUUGCAGUCAAUGCAUAAUAAAGCCAUUGGCCACCCGUUCAGGUGCAUGACAGGUUACUAUUUACUGCAGUCCUUCUGACUUAAAACAGAGAGCAGGAUAUCUUGAAAAAUCGAAUUCCUGGUAGGUACAGAUUCCAACAUUGGACACUACACUGCCCCUAAAACAUAAUUGCCUUUGUACUUGUGACGAAUACUUGUGUGAAUAUUGUCUCAAUGUAUUUUGUGUCCUGCUGUUUAUACUGUUGAGGGUUCCCUGGAUUAGCCUAAAUGCCAGGUGUUAAAAGAACCACCUUGUUCAAUAAAAGACCGAACUUUGUUAAUAUUUUGUACAUGCGGCACAAACAAAAUUAGCCACAUAGCUUUUGAUAUUUUAGGAAAAAGCACUCAUUAACAUUGGUAAAUCUACUGUCAGGGGUUUUUGUCUGUGUGAGUGAGCCAUAAAAGAAAUCAAAUUAAAUCAGAAUAUAUGAGUGUACACAAGGGAAACUCUGGCUAUAUUAUGCUCUGCCUCUAACCCUGACAUGGCAAUACUGCUUUUGUAUUGGCGCACACUGUGGUUUUGAAAUAAAAAGAUGAAUAUGUUUAGCUUUUGUAAUGGAUACUUUUAUGCCUGGAUCGAUAGAUGCCCUUUUUGCAGGGUACAGUUUGAACUGAAAUAUAUACCAGCCAUAUGAGAACCUCUCCCUGAAACACUGGUUGUCUUUACAGCUGCACUUGGGAACAGAUGCACUUUGUUAUCAACCUUACAAUCAGAUCAAAUGCCAUUCCUUACAAAGUCAUAUUAAAAUGAUACUUUGAUGCAAUACUGGUGGUGAGUGCUUCGGACACUGAAAAUACUAAUUGCAAUAUUUCUAAAUAAAUUCUUGAAAAACAUUGUAAAAGGACAUCUCAAGGUUGUUGUUUAUUGUCGUUACAGAGAAUCAGUGGGAGUAUUUUGUUGUACUGGAUGCAGUAAAAUGAAAAAAAAAAAAAUGCUGCUUGACUGGUUUUGUUUGAAGGACGUAUUUAUUGUCAGGAACUUUUUAAAGAGAUACAGUUUCAGUGUUUGUUAUAUCAAACGUAUGAGAGAUUCUUGUUGCAAACUACUUUAAUACAAAAAAAAGGAGAAAAGUCUGAGGGCUGUGUUUUGUAAACUGUUUUCUGUCUGUCUUUGAACCCUGUGUAAUUUAAACAAGCCAUUUGUACAGCUUUCUUCAUGUCCUUAUUGGUUUUAAUUUUUCUCUUUCUAGAAAUUGCUUUAACUGUUAACUUGAAAGACAAGAAAAUAACCAACAAAAACAGCAAUAUUUAAAACAGUGUUUGUUCCUAAUUUAAAAAAAAAAAAAAUAAUAAAAAUAUUUCCAAGUGGUAUUUUUGGAUAGUUGCAUUUUGCUUGUACAUGUGUAAAUGUUUGGGUAUGUUGGGUAUCUCAUUGUUACGUUGUGGUAAUGUAUAUGUUUCUGAGUUGGUAACAACAGUUGACUGCACCUGCUUUGUUCAUAUUAUACUAUUCAUUUAUAAUUUCUGCAUUUAAUAAAUGAUGCAGAUGUCAUUUCACAGCUUUAUCUAUCUUUGUAGCAAUUAAUGUUAAUGACAAAUAUCCGGAACACAGAAACACUUGUUUUGUAAAAAACAAAAUAUUAUUUGAUAAUUAUUAAUAAGAGACAGGACGAAUAACAUUUAAACACGCUUGUGCAGUAUACGUGACUUGUUUUGAAGACAAUUCUUCAAAUAUAAAUCUAUAAUUCUUUCAUCAGUGUUCAUAAAACUAUGCUUCUGCUCCAGUUCUGGCUAUAAAUAUUCUGCACGCUGCACUUCAUGUCAAAAUGUCAAACUUGUAGGCUACAUUGAAAUGCUAAGCUGCCUAUUCUGUAGGUUUAGGUGAGGAUGUUAAUCAUGCCGAAUAGAGACUUUUCCCAUUUUGCCAUCAAAUGCAUUAAUUAUUUUUACUUUUACUUAAAAUCAACCUAUACAUUCAUGUUAAAUGUCCAAACUCAUGUUUUUGUUAAAGGUGCAUUUAAUUUUACGUGGACUAUUAUGGAAUUAUUCAUUUGCCAUUUUGAUGUUUUAGUAAGAAUUUACUUAAUUUUAAAAACAUGGGCUGUUUUGUGUAUUGAGAUUUAGACCUGUGUGGAAAUCUAAUAUUUUUAAAUAAAUAUUUAACG